AUGAACCCCCUGUCCAACGAGAAGCACCCUGAACAUGGGCUCGCGGAUGUGUCCGUUGCCGUCGACUCGAGCGACGAUGGCGCGGACGAGAACGGAAAGAGGCCCGUGCCUCUCAAGAUGAAGAUUCUCUCUGUGGUCGUUGAGCUCAAGAUCAACAACACCCAAUUCGCGGUCCUUGACUCUAGCGAAAACUUCAUCAAGACAGCCUUGAUCCUGCUCAGUGGGAUCUUGACGGAUCGCUAUGGAGGAGCAAGUACGUACAGCUUCACCGGUGUCCCUCGCAGGCAAUCACUAACACCAGACUCUCUUCAAGGUACCAUGCUCUGGGGCAACGCCAUCUUCAGUCUCGGAGCCAUCCUUAUUGCUGCAGCAACUCAAGUUCGAAGCUACAAGUUCAUGAUUGGCGGGAUUGUCAUCCAGGCGUUCGGGGACGUCGCAACGCAAGUCGCCCAGUACAAGAUCUUCUCUUCGUGGUUCCCGCCCUCGUCCGGCUUCGCGUCGACGCUGGCCUUUGAGCUAGGCAUCGGCAAGAUCGGCUCCUUCGUCGGCAAGUCCACGGCCAACAUCAUCGCCAAGAACUUGGGCAACUUCAGCUGGGCUUACUGGAUGGCCGUCUUUAUGAAUCUCUUUACCAACGUGGCGACCCUGUUCUUCUGGUGGUUCACCCGUUGGUGCGAGAAGCGCUACAGCGGGACCCGGGACCCCGCUACGGGAGAGAAGCUGACGGAGAGCAACAAGAAGCUGGAGAUCCGCAAGAUGCUGCGCCUCCCCUGGACGUUCUGGCUCGUGUGUCUGUUCUCGCUGUUCCAGACCUCCACGGCCGGCAUCUUCUCGACCAACAGUACGGAGCUGGCCCAGCAGCGCUUCAAGAUCGACGCGGUCAAGGCCGGCUGGUACUCGUCCAUGUCUCAGUAUCUCGGCUUCUUCUUCGUGCCGCUCGUGGGCAUCUUCAUCGACGUGGUCGGCCAACGUCUGACCGUCAUGCUCGUCUGCGGGAUGGGUAUGUUGCUCGCCAUGUCGCUGGCGGCUUGGGGUCCGACGGUGGCCGGCACCGCCGCUAGUUUUGGUAUCUAUGCGGUCGCUUCCUCUCUUGGGCCCACCGUCAUCAUCGACAGCAUCCGCACGAGCAUGUGGUACCAGGAGGUCUUUGGCUCGGGAUACGCCAUUAAGAUCGCCAUCAACAACAGCAUGACCCUCAUCGUCGGCAUCGUUGCUGGCGUCAUACAAGAUCGCGACAACAACAGUUAUAACAAUGUCGUCGUCCUCUAUGUGGCUCUUGCCUCCGGUGCCGUCGUUGUUGGCGCCAUCAUGGUCUGCCUCGCCUUUUGGACGGACAUGAUCGGCUUCUUGCAGUGGGGCCGGAAGAAGAGGAUUCAGAAGGGCCACAUCAUCAACGCGAAGAAGGAGGAGUUCGAGACAAACAGCUACGCGCAGUUCAACCGCAGGCUCAGUCUCGUCAACUUUGUCGCUGUCGUCUUUCUGAUCCUCGGUGGCUGGGCGGCGUACUUCUAUGGUCUCGGCAAUAAGAAAUAUCUGAGCUAG
Molecule: messenger RNA, 1542 nt
Organism: Thyridium curvatum
Lineage: Eukaryota; Fungi; Ascomycota; Sordariomycetes; Thyridiales; Thyridiaceae
Exons: 2
Coding region: 1-1542 (513 amino acids)
Biological process (GO): transmembrane transport
Molecular function (GO): transmembrane transporter activity
Source: RefSeq, a predicted model, not a curated record